AGCCAUAUUAGAGAUGUCCUUGUUCUUAAUGUCUUCAAAGGAGAUUGGUUUUCGGUGUUAAAGCAUUGUCAUGUAACACAGAAGAUUGAGAUUUGGGUGACCAAGAACAAGGUCAACGUUGAGAAUGGUGAUGGUUUGAUCCCCUACUUUAUGCAGCCGAGUUCCUUCAUUGACAACAAUGAAAGGCUUGUCAUCUGUUCUUGCGAUAAAACUGGCAAACCUUGGAUCUAUGUUAUGGGGGACAAUAAGUUGAUCAGUAAAGUCCAGUUAGAUUCUGUGGAUCCUUGGCCUUUGCAUUGCACUUAUCUUCCCAGCUUGGUCCCAGUACCUCGAGGCCAAAGAGAUGAAGAAGAAUCACAAGUUUAG
Messenger RNA from Eruca vesicaria subsp. sativa (arugula), 366 nucleotides. The record is from the annotation of a GenBank genome assembly. NCBI's taxonomy places the organism in Eukaryota, Viridiplantae, Streptophyta, Magnoliopsida, Brassicales, Brassicaceae.